Molecule: messenger RNA, 1659 nt
Organism: Python bivittatus (Burmese python)
Lineage: Eukaryota; Metazoa; Chordata; Lepidosauria; Squamata; Pythonidae
Gene: TNFRSF18
Product: TNF receptor superfamily member 18
Biological process (GO): positive regulation of cell adhesion
Cellular component (GO): external side of plasma membrane
Molecular function (GO): protein binding
Source: RefSeq, a predicted model, not a curated record
UCAGGAAAUGCCCCGUCCCUGCGUAGGUCGCGCAGUACAAAAUAUGGCCCGGGGUGCAAGAUGGAGAAGCCGGGGGAGAAAAGGGGGCAGCUGUUCUCUGGAACGGCGAGAGAAGACGGGUUCCCACGGCUGCCGGUGGCUGACUCGAACCUGGGGGUAAGAAGGAGCAGAAGACCCAAGGGAUGGAAGGAAGAUACUGCCUGAUGUUCUUGACGGCCCUCUGCUUGAGCGUGGAGCCGGGAACAGCUUCCAAGGAAAGGACCCAGGCUGACAGAUUAUGCUGCGCUGCAAGCCGUUCAGCGGAGCCCCCCAAAAGCUGUGGGUCCUGUGGGCCUGGUCAGUGCUGCAAAGAUAAGCGAUGCAGUCAGUGUGCCCCACUCUUGCAGUGCCCGGAAGGAAAGGAGCUGUAUUGCACAGGCACGAUUGAGUACCGAUAUUUCUGCAAAAGGUGUCCUGAUGGCACUUACUCCGAAAACAACAACAGCUGUUGCAACCCUUGGACCGACUGCGAGAAGAUGGGCCAGUGGACGGUGCAGCAGGGAAACGAAACUCAUAAUGCCGUGUGUGGGCCAAAGCCGUCCGCUAUCCUUGUGGAACCUGUUUCCACAAAUAACCUGACCUACUGGAUCCCGUUGGGCGGCUUCACGACCUUCUUGAUCAUCUUGAUAGCAGCAAGCAUUCUGAUGCUUGCCGUGAUGAUACUUUGCUUGAUCACCCACAUAAUCAUCCACAGGGCAAAACUCCGUGUGGUAGAAGAACCCAAAUCCGUCCAUCCUCUGAACCUCCCAGAAUCUCAACUGGAUCUGGAAGAUACCUUCAGCUGCCAGUUCCCAGAGGAAGAACAUGGGGAUAAGAUAUUAGGAGGGAACUUCUCACUGACCUCAGUGGUCCACUGAAAACUCUUGGGCUAGUUGGCACCCGGGUGUGCAAAUACAGUAUCAUAGCUUACCUCUCAGGGACAUAAAACCCACCUCCAUGGUCCAGAUGGUGGAUCAGAAGGGACUGUUUGCCUUUAACAAGCUUUGAUCCGGAUUGAGAAGGGGAAAAGUGGGGGUUGAGAAGAUCUCUGUGGAGACUUUGGCACGUAGGGAAAAUUAUACUCAUGUAUCACAAGUGAGCCCAAAACUUGUCCUUGUUUUUGGAGACAGGAUGGAAAAACGUUGGCUGGAUUCUUCUGUUUCAGAGUAGGCUUGUGAUUUAGGAUUUUACUAAAAAAACCCAAAAUAUUGGCCUGACCUGAGAUGGGAGUUGGAGCCAUCAACAAGGGCAGAUCCUGGUAGAAUCUGAUGGGUUGAAGACUCAGCUAAAAGGGUGUCUAGAUUUUAUUUUUUAGCCCAUCAUUUUACCAGAUGAGGUCCCUUCCAACUGCCCACCUUUGCAUUUUUCAGCGGCGCCCACAUGUCAUUUCAAAGGUGGUUUUCUUUCUAGCAAAGUCAAACGAGUCCGCUCAGAGUUGGCAGAAAGGUGAACAAACCAGCUUUUCCCAAGCCCCUUUUUUUCUCCAACGCAUUUCUUGGGACAGGUUGCAUUUUCACACACACCCCUUCCAUUUCUUAGGGAUCUCCUUCUGUGUGUUUUUUCCAAACGUUACCACUUAGCUUCCAAAGCGUGGCACAGCCGCCCCGUGCCAAGCAAGGCCCUUCUUGUCAAAUAAACAGU